Molecule: messenger RNA, 2807 nt
Organism: Micropterus dolomieu (smallmouth bass)
Lineage: Eukaryota; Metazoa; Chordata; Actinopteri; Centrarchiformes; Centrarchidae
Product: ankyrin repeat domain-containing protein 13C-like
Exons: 13
Coding region: 1099-2670 (523 amino acids)
Cellular component (GO): cytoplasm
Molecular function (GO): protein binding
Source: RefSeq, a predicted model, not a curated record
CAUCGUCGUCGUCGUCCUCUAUGUAAACUCCAGCCAACAGACUCAGACCUGCAGACUUUUGAGUAGAAACCGUUUCCUUUUCACUGGGUUUCUCGAAGAAAUCUCCUGGCAGCCCUGAUCCAGACUGGCCUGCUCCCGACGAGGGUUUCGCUUUUUUCCCGUUAACUUCCGCGUUGUCUUGUACUUUCCUCUUCACUGGUUGACUCUGUGGUGCCACUGCCGGACUCUUUCCUCCCUUCAGCUCGGCAACUUUCUCUUUGUGCUGUUUUCCAAGAACAUGAGCUGGCCACAGUAGUUCGGACUUCACCUGCACAUUGCACAGGACGCAGCUGAGGUGCCCGAGACUGUUGUAUUUAGCAAAAGGAGACUCAACGCGCUUCUUGUCUGUUGUUUGUCUUUGUUUUUCCCUCAUAAGGCGCCGGAGUUCCUCCUGAUUUACAACUUUCUUCCCUUUCUUAGAAGUUGCCAUUCUUCAAAACAACGCAGCUUGCUAGCUAGCUAUUUGCUUGCAAUGACGUAAAAGUGCGUCUCAUGAAGAUGACGUACCCUGCAUGAACUCGCGCUCAAACUGUGGGUUGUAAAGAAAUCUCGCGAGAUGUGUUGCUGGCAGCAAGCUAUCAGAGAUGUUAGCUCAGCUGGCUAUUCCCCCUGUCCACCUGAAUUUUGCCGCAAAGCAAACUGAAUCGGUACAAUUGUGAAACGUGUAUCCAAGGAGCGGCAGACGACACAAUAAUGUAGUCGUUUUAUAUUCGUUUAUAUUCUUAGGUGUAUGUUAAUUUAGUGCGUGCGUGUUCUGUUAUGUUUAAUAUUAUUUUCUGUUUUCAUCGCCGCACCCACCAUAUUAAUUUUUUGUUGUGGGCUAACAGCUAGCUAAUGUUUGCGUUUGGAGCUGGACAGCAGGUAGCGUUAUUGGAAUCAGAGAGAAGCCAGCUACGAGAAAGCGUCGCGAUUGGCUAAUAUUACUAAGAAGCUAAUUUGAAAUUAGAUUUGAAGAUAUUGCUUAUGCUGACUAGUCCCUGUUUUCUGCCACAUCUUCACCAGCCUGUAGACCAGUAAAUAAAUUAGUUAUCCUGGUAACGUACGGUAACGUUAGUCAUCAUGACUGGUGAGAAGAUACGCACCAUGCGAAAGGACCACAACAAACCAAACAAAAAUGAGGAGAUAAUGGAAACCUACGAUGAGACGUCAAAGGAGACUAUCCCUAACGGAACCGGUAACCAUCUCAAAUCCAACAAGGCUUUUCAGAAAUCAGUCAAAACCUCGGUACUGCAGCAGCAACAGCAGCUCAACGCAAACAACAUUAACGGCAAUUCAUCCUCAAUUGGCACCAUUGUUAAUGAUAACAACAAGAACCCAAUAAUCCUGACAAAUGAGGACUUGGACUUUCCUGUUCACGAAUGCGUGUUCAAGGCAGAUGUGCGGCGGCUCUCAUCUCUCAUCAGGACCCAUAGCAUCUCCCAGAAAGAUGUACAUGGGAACACACCUCUUCACCUGGCUGUGAUGCUGGGCCACAAAGAAUGUGCCCUCCUACUUCUGGCCCAUAACGCUCCUGUAAAAAUAAAGAAUGCACAGGGAUGGAGCCCUCUAGCAGAAGCCAUCAGCUACGGCGACAGGCAAAUGAUCACAGCAAUACUGCGGAAGUUAAAGCAGCAGUCCAGGGAGAGUGUGGAGGAUAAGAGGCCAAAAUUACUGAGAGCUCUCAGGGAGCUUGGUGACUUUUAUCUGGAGCUGCAUUGGGACUUUCAGAGCUGGGUGCCUUUGCUGUCCCGAAUGCUUCCAUCUGAUGCCUGUAAAAUCUAUAAGCAGGGAAUUAAUAUCAGACUUGACACCACUCUCAUAGACUUCACUGAUAUGAAGUGUCAGCGCGGCGAUCUUAGCUUCAUUUUUAACGGUGAGGCUACACCCUCCCAGUCCUUUGUGGUUGUGGACAAUGAAGCAAAAGUGUACCAAAGAAUACACCAUGAGGAGUCAGAGAUGGAGACCGAAGAAGAGGUGGAUAUUCUGAUGAGCAGUGACGUCUACUCUGCAACUCUGUCCACCAAGUCCAUUUCUUUCUCUCGUAGUCAGAUUGGCUGGGUGUUCAGAGAAGAUAAAACGGAGAGGGUUGGAAACUUCCUGGCUGACUUCUAUGCAGUGAAUGGUCUGAUGUUAGAGUCACGGAAACGGCGAGAACACCUAAGUGAGGAGGACAUCUUGAGGAACAAAGCCAUCAUGGAGAGCUUGAGUAAAGGAGGCAGCAUCAGUGAACAAAAUUUUGAGCCUGUGAGAAGGCUGUCCCUCACAGCGCCAGCGCCCAACACAAUUACUUGGGAAGAGUACAUCACGGCAGAGCACGGAAAGCCCCCUCAUCUUGGGAGAGAGCUUGUGUGUAAGGAAAGCAAGAAGAACUUCAAAGCAACCGUAGCCAUGAGCCAGGAUUUUCCUCUAGGGAUCGAGUCGUUACUAAAUGUGUUGGAGGUCAUAGCCCCGUUCAAGCACUUCAACAAACUCCGGGAGUUCGUUCAGAUGAAACUUCCGCCUGGGUUUCCAGUCAAACUUGACAUCCCUGUCUUCCCCACGAUCACAGCAACUGUCACCUUUCAGGAAUUCCGCUAUGAUGAAUUUGAGGAGUCUAUUUUCUGCAUCCCGACAGAAUACAAAGAAGAUCCCAGUCGCUUCCCAGACCUCUGACCUGUAAACACAUCUGACACAGACAGGAAAUGAGCAGCGAGCUAAUAUGUUUGGGAGGUGGGAAACAAAAAUAUGAGGAAUACUGUAUUGUUUUGUUGCUAUAAUAUUAUCUGUUUUUACUAAAAAAAAAAAAAAGG